UGGACUGAGGGAGAGCCCGGCUCCGCCGUGCUGGGAACGGCAGUUACUCUUACCAAUUAGGGCGCGGGGGCGCGUAGGGCAUGGACGCGCUGACGCAGGUGACCAAUGGGAUUUGGGCUGAGGGGUGGGCCGUGUGGAGUGGGCGUGUUCGUAGUCUGGAGCCACGGUUGCUAGUGAGGCAGCCGCCAGAGCUGCGUGGAGAGCUAAGCUGAUCGGCCGUGGGGUGCUUCUCUGCCCCCGCGUAGAAAAGCCUGCCAAUGCUUUCUCAUUUGGAUCCAGACUCCAAUUCAGGAGUCUGGUAGCUGGAUCUCCUAGGAAGAGAAGUUCUCAAGCAGUAAGAAGAAAGCCUUUCAAUUUAGAACACUUCUUUGCAGCUGGAAAUGGGGAAUGGACUGUCAGACCAGACUUCUAUCCUGUCCAGCCUGCCUUCAUUUCAGUCCUUCCACAUUGUCAUUCUGGGUUUGGACUCUGCUGGAAAGACAACUGUGUUAUACAGGCUGCAGUUCAAUGAAUUUGUAAAUACCGUACCUACCAAAGGAUUUAACACGGAAAAAAUUAAGGUAACCUUGGGAAAUUCUAAAACAGUCACUUUUCACUUCUGGGAUGUAGGUGGUCAGGAGAAAUUAAGGCCAUUGUGGAAGUCAUAUACCAGAUGCACAGAUGGCAUUGUGUUUGUUGUGGACUCUGUUGAUGUUGAAAGAAUGGAAGAAGCCAAAACUGAACUUCAUAAAAUAACUAGGAUAUCAGAAAACCAGGGAGUCCCUGUGCUAAUAGUUGCUAACAAACAAGACCUGAGGAACUCAUUGUCUCUCUCAGAAAUUGAGAAAUUGUUAGCAAUGGGUGAACUGAGCUCAUCAACUCCCUGGCAUUUGCAGCCCACCUGUGCAAUCAUAGGCGAUGGACUGAAGGAAGGACUUGAGAAACUACAUGAUAUGAUAAUUAAAAGAAGAAAAAUGUUGCGGCAGCAGAAAAAGAAAAGAUGAAUGGUGAUAACCUUUUAGAUCUGUGUGGAGUAGGUUUUCUGUGGUCUGAUUUUGACAAAUGGAAGAGUGUCUACAUCCUGGUUUGCCUGCCUGCCCUCCUGGAUGCUGUUAAAGCUUUGUUUUGUUGAACAAUCAGAUGUCCAACUCUGUUGCCUUGUGGAAGAUGAGUAAAUGCAGUGCUUCUUAAAAUGGCCUCUUCUGCCUACCCCACAAAUCUUUUGGUACUACCAUUUUGGGAAGCCAAGCAAAGAUAGAAAAUUGACCAGAAAACAGCUGUGGAAAUUUGACCUGAAAUUAGUGAAAUAAAACUUUGAAGAGUGUCUGC
Molecule: messenger RNA, 1308 nt
Organism: Kogia breviceps (pygmy sperm whale)
Lineage: Eukaryota; Metazoa; Chordata; Mammalia; Artiodactyla; Physeteridae
Gene: ARL4A
Product: ADP ribosylation factor like GTPase 4A
Biological process (GO): intracellular protein transport; vesicle-mediated transport
Cellular component (GO): plasma membrane; cytoplasm
Molecular function (GO): GTP binding; GTPase activity
Source: RefSeq, a predicted model, not a curated record